This is a messenger RNA of Eucalyptus grandis, 3151 nucleotides long. RefSeq names its product probable receptor-like protein kinase At2g23200. Gene Ontology annotation, biological process: protein autophosphorylation. The record is from RefSeq and is a predicted model, not a curated record. Gene Ontology annotation, cellular component: plasmodesma; plasma membrane. NCBI's taxonomy places the organism in Eukaryota, Viridiplantae, Streptophyta, Magnoliopsida, Myrtales, Myrtaceae. Gene Ontology annotation, molecular function: ATP binding; transmembrane receptor protein tyrosine kinase activity.
UGCCUGAUAGUCAAUCUCAAGUCAAUACGACUGAAACUACUUGAUCACAAUUCACGGGCCAAUCACUAGCUGUCUUUCUUCCGAAGCAGAGUUUCAUGCUCUUCCUCUGGUUCGAUGGCAAAGCUUCACAUCAUCCAUGGAGUCCACGCCCCUGGCUUCAUUCUCUUCUUCGUCUCUCUUCAGUACCCACUUCUUCUUCUCACUCUUUCCUCAGCCUACACAACUCAGACCAGUUACUUCAUCAAUUGUGGAUCAAGCAAAAGCCAGAACUAUUCCAACAGGGUCUUUGUUGGUGACACGGGUUCUGACUCCAUCUCCUUCACAAAACAGAGUACCUCCGCCCAAUCCAGCAGCCAAUUCUCGAGCGUCUCACCUAUCUACGACACGGCAAGAAUCUUCAGAAACCCUUCGUCGCAAUACGUUCUUGAUGUAAUCGACAAAGGUACUCACAUCGUGCGACUCCACUUUUUCCCUUUCGCUUCCACAAGAAAUCUCUCUGAGGCUGUGUUCAAUGUCUCAGUAAAGGGGCUCACCCUUCUCAGCAAUUUCCAAACACCCAGUAGAACCAACUCUCCUAUAGUGGAGGAGUUCUUGCUUAGCAUAAAUAGGAAUAAGUUUGUACUUUAUUUUAGUCUUCAAGGGUCAUCCUUCGCAUUUAUAAAUGCCCUCGAAGUGUUCCUUGUGCCCGAUGGAGUCGUUCCCGAUUCUGCUCCAAGGGUGGGCAUUUCAGGGAAAAGUAGCAGCAACUACAGUGGAAUUCCUUCCCAAGUCUUACGAACGGUUUACCGAAUAAAUGUUGGGGGCGAUGGAGUAACUCCGGUUUAUGAUAGCUUUUGGAGAAGUUGGGAUCCUGAUGAUAAUUACACUUAUCUCCCAAAUGCUGCAAAAAAUACGACUAUGUACGGAGUUAAACUUAAUUACCAUUAUGGUCUAGACGGAUACUUAGCAUCGGAACACGUUUACCGCUCUGCUAAGAUGAUGGACGAAUCUGCUUGGGGAUUAUACCCCAACACCACCUGGGGUUUUAACGUGAGUGCGAACGCCUCGCACUUGGUCCGGGCUCAUUUCUGCGAUAUCAUUAGCCCGUCUCCCAACACAGUGUACUUUAAUCUCUACAUUUAUGAGAAUUUCACUGAGUACAUUGGUAAAAAUGGGAUUCAAAAUCCUUUAACUCCUUUUCAUUAUGAUUAUGUGGUUCAGCCUGGCAGCUCAGGGCUAGUGAACAUCAGCAUAGGCCUCCUUAGUGCCUCAGAGACAACGUCUCAGCAGGCCUAUCUCAAUGGCCUGGAGAUAAUGGAGAUAAUUGGGUCGUGGGACUCACAUUUUGUGCCAUCAGGGGGCGAUAACCAGAAUAAGCACAUCGGCCUCAUAAUUGGUCUAGUUUCCGGAAGCAUCGUGUUUCUCUGCAUAUUUGUAUCUGCAGCGAUCUUCAUACGCAAGCAUAGAAAGCCAAAGAGAACUGAAAUUUCGGUCUGGUCACCAUUGCCUGCACUCGGAAGAGGCAAUUCUUACUGUAAACUGACCGAGCAAAGUACCCAUGGCUCCAUCGUCCCUAAUUUUCACCUGGGACUGAAAAUACCCCUCCCCGAAAUCCAUUUCGCUACCAACAACUUCGAUCCCAAACUUUUGAUCGGCAAGGGUGGAUUUGGCAAUGUUUACAGAGGAACUCUCAGGGAUGGCACUAAAGUUGCCGUGAAACGGAGCGAGCUGGGGUUGGGACAAGGCUUCCUCGAGUUCCAAACAGAGAUCACCAUUUUGUCCAAAAUCCGCCAUUGCCACCUCGUCUCCUUAAUUGGGUAUUGUGCUGAACAAUCUGAGAUGAUACUUGUUUUUGAGUUUAUGGAGAAGGGGAGCUUAAGAGAUCACCUGUACAAUUCCGAUUUCCCAUACUUACCAUGGAAGCAAAGGCUCGAGAUCUGUAUUGGAGCUGCCCAGGGAUUGGACUACCUCCACAGAGGCGCGGCUGGAGGAAUUAUUCAUCGGGACAUCAAGUCCACCAACAUUUUGCUUGAUGAGAAUUAUGUUGCGAAGGUCGCUGACUUUGGUCUGUCCAAGUCGGGUCCUCUCGAUCAAAGCCAAACCCAUGUGACUACGGGGGUUAAGGGCACCUUUGGGUACCUCGAUCCAGAGUACUUUAAGACCCUACAGCUGACAAAAAAAUCCGAUGUCUACUCAUUUGGAGUGGUGCUUCUUGAGGUGCUAUGCGCAAGGCCUGCUAUUGACCCUUCUCCUAGAGAAGAGGCGAACUUGGCCGACUGGGGCAUUAUGUGCAUCCAGAAAGGAACCAUCGAGCAAAUAGUGGACCCUGUUCUUGCUGGUGAGAUCAAUGCCAACUCGCUGAGGAAAUAUGGGGAGGUUGCUGAGAAAUGCCUGCAAGAAGAGGACGAAGAGAGGCCUAGCAUGGGGGAUGUGCUCUGGGACUUGGAAUACGCCUUGCAGCUUCAGCAAACUACGGUGAAAAGAGAGAUGUACUAUGACAGCACAACCGACGGUUCGUCGAUAUUGACUCUUUCGACCGUGAGGAAGCUCCCAUCACUUAGCGAAGACGCGGUUGAGGAAGAUGGUGUGGCCGCCAAAGGGGAGGAUAGCUCAAUGAUGUCCACUAGUGGAGUGUUCUCCCAGAUGAAGAGAGAUGAAGCCAGAUGAGUUUCAUAUUGCAGUAAAUAUCUAUUGAAGUGUUCCCGAAUUGUAUUCAGAUAUGCAUCCUAUUUAUCUGAGAAAGAAGCGUAGACGUACCCAUCGCCUUAUAUUGCAUCUUGUCGCGGCAUAUGGUGCAUGAUAGUUGCUGUCGUUGCAAUGUGUAAGCAUAUGAGCAUAUGAUUUUUUAUUGCACACGAGAGGACAACGUUGGACCAUGAUAAAUGGGAAUGUGAGAGAGAUUGCACGCCCCUUAGUUGAAGACCUUAAAUAAGCACUUGUUUCACAAAUUGCAUCAUGAAUGUCCUGCUCUGUAUAUGUUUCCGGUGAUGAUGCUAGAUGGCUUUUAUAGCCGCGUGCUAUUACUAGAGAUUGCACGCCCCCUAUUAAUACUAUCUUUAAAAGAUUUCAUUUAGACUUGAGGUUUCAGCUCGCGUAGAGCGUGAGCUUACUGUAAAUUUGCUGUUCCUCAUCAUUCAUGAGAAAUGCUUUGCUGCUGCCGAAUGGCUUUCGA